CUCUCCACACUUGCCCCUCCAGCUCUCCCCCACCAUUAGGGCCUGGGCUGGUGAGAGCUACUGAAGGAGGGGAAAAGUGCACCCCCUUCCAGCCCCCAUAUAGGUUCUUAAUGCAGGACUCACAGAGUUUGUCUAGAGAGAAAACGCUGGAGGGGGUGUGUGAGAGAGACAGAUCCAAGAAGAGAGGGGAAAGCUAGCGGCGCGGGCGGUCUCCGGAGGGAAGCCGUCCCACCUGCUGCGGGGGGAACCGCCGCUGCGCGCCCGCCUGCCUGCCCCGCCCCUGACCGGCCACCCGGGAGUUCCCGCAAGUGGCCCCGCGCCCAGGCCGCGCGGGGGGCUGUUCGGUUGGAGGCGGGGAGCAGCCGGGGCACCAAAAUAGGAGCCGCUUGUGGGCUGGAGCUGCACUAGCAGGCAGCCUCCGCCGCGCCUCUUCCAAAGAUGGUCAGAGGGUCCGGAGGCGCCCCCGCCCCCGCUCGCCGCUAGCCCGCGGACCAGCACCGCGUCCCGGAGCCGCCGCCGGAGCCAUGGCUUUAAAAGGACAAGAAGAUUAUAUUUACCUUUUCAAGGAUUCAGCGCAUCCAGUGGAUUUUCUGGAUGCAUUCAGAACAUUUUACUUGGAUGGAUUAUUUACUGAUAUUACCCUUCAGUGUCCUUCAGGCAUAAUCUUCCACUGUCACCGAGCUGUUUUAGCUGCUUGUAGCAAUUACUUUAAGGCAAUGUUCACAGCUGACAUGAAAGAAAAAUUUAAAAAUAAAAUAAAAAUCUCUGGCAUUCACCAUGAUAUUUUGGAAGGCCUUGUAAAUUAUGCAUACACUUCCCAAAUUGAAAUAACUAAAAGAAAUGUUCAAAGCCUGCUUGAAGCCGCAGAUCUGCUACAGUUCCUUUCAGUAAAGAAAGCUUGUGAGCAGUUUUUGGUAAGGCACCUGGAUAUUGAUAAUUGUAUUGGAAUGCACUCCUUUGCAGAAUUUCACGUGUGUCCAGAAUUAGAGAAGGAAUCUCGGAGGAUUCUAUGUUCAAGGUUUAAGGAAGUAUGGCAACAAGAAGAAUUUCUGGAAAUCAGCCUUGAAAAGUUUCUCUUUAUCUUAUCCAGAAAGAAUCUCAGUGUUUGGAAAGAAGAAGCUAUCAUAGAGCCAGUUAUUAAGUGGACUGCUCAUGAUGUAGAAAAUCGAAUCGAAUGCUUAUAUAAUCUACUAAGCUAUGUCAACAUAGACAUAGACCCAGUGUAUUUAAAAACAGCUUUAGGCCUUCAAAGAAGCUGCCUACUAACCGAAAAUAAGAUACGAUCUCUAAUAUACAAUGCUUUGAAUCCCAUGCAUAAAGAGAUUUCCCAGAGAUCCACUGCCACAAUGUAUAUCAUUGGAGGCUAUUACUGGCAUCCUUUAUCAGAGGUUCACAUAUGGGACCCUUUGACAAAUGUUUGGAUUCAGGGAGCAGAAAUACCAGAUUAUACUAGGGAGAGCUAUGGUGUUACAUGUUUGGGACCCAACAUUUAUGUAACGGGGGGUUACAGGACCGAUAACAUAGAAGCUCUUGACACCGUGUGGAUCUAUAACAGUGAAAGUGAUGAAUGGACGGAAGGCUUGCCAAUGCUCAAUGCCAGGUAUUACCACUGUGCAGUCACCUUGGGUGGCUGUGUCUAUGCUUUAGGUGGUUACAGAAAGGGAGCUCCAGCAGAAGAGGCUGAGUUCUACGAUCCAUUAAAAGAGAAAUGGAUUCCUAUUGCAAACAUGAUUAAAGGUGUGGGAAAUGCUACUGCCUGUGUCUUACAUGAAGUUAUCUACGUCAUUGGCGGCCACUGCGGCUACAGAGGAAGCUGCACCUAUGACAAGGUCCAGAGUUACAAUUCAGAUAUCAAUGAAUGGAGCCUCAUCACCUCCAGUCCACAUCCAGAAUAUGGAUUGUGUUCAGUUCCAUUUGAAAAUAAGCUCUAUCUAGUUGGUGGACAAACUACAAUCACGGAAUGCUAUGACCCUGAACAAAAUGAAUGGAGAGAGAUAGCUCCCAUGAUGGAAAGGAGGAUGGAGUGUGGCGCUGUCAUCAUGAAUGGAUGUAUUUAUGUCACUGGGGGAUAUUCCUACUCAAAGGGAACAUAUCUUCAGAGCAUUGAGAAAUAUGAUCCAGAUCUUAAUAAGUGGGAAAUAGUGGGUAAUCUUCCAAGUGCCAUGCGGUCCCACGGAUGUGUCUGUGUGUAUAACGUCUGAUUGAAUCCAUAGAAAUGACCAAGUAAUCACUCUUUCGGGGUGUAGUAAAAAAGAAUGCAGGGUGACCGGGCACAUAAUAGGUAAAUUCUCACUCUAUACCCCAACCCAGUGAUUAAUGGUCAAGAAAAAUCUUAUGUAUAUUUACAGUUGAAUCAGUGGGGUUAACACCUAUAAUCUCUGCUUUUCAGAGGUGAUAUGGAAUGUUGGACACUUGGUAAAAGGAAAAUACCUUUGUAGUGAAUUUCUUCUCCUGGUAGCAUCAACACUGGGUGUUAAGUCAAAAUCAUUCUGUGGAAUGAAAUGUCUCUUAUAACCCUGUAAUGUACUAGACAGUGUACAGUAAGGUUCCAUUUAGCUAGCAAGGAAUUUGAAAUUUAAGGAGGGAAUCUUCUCUACCUCUAUAAAAUCAACACUUAAAGAAAAUUUUUUUCAUCUUUAGAAUUAUUUAGUAUGUGGACUUACUUUAAGUCUAGUUUUUUUUCUUUGUAUUGUGUAUAAUUUAUUGUUAUUGUUCUUUAUUUACUGACUACCAGAGAUAUACAAGAUACUGUGCAAAAGAUUAUUACUGUUUAGAGUUUACAAAGUAAAUUUAAAAGAAUGGCAAAUCUGAAAAAUUGCAGAGAAAAUAGUCAAACAUUUCCUGAUGUUAAGAGCUAUUUUUAAAUUUUAGCUUUGCUGUAAAUUGCUGGUUUAGGAGUCUUUAGUUUAAGCAUGUUAGAAAAUCCUCUUUAUUCUUAAGUAUAGAUAUAUGUCUGCUUAUAAAAUUGAAUUUUAGAGUCAGAAAGCAUGUAGAAGAGUUUUGAUAUAGUAGAAAAUACAUUGAUGAGAAAAAAAUCUGCAUUCAUUUCCCAGCUCUGCCACUAACCAGAUUUUGUGACUUGGGUUGAGUCACCUAACUGCUCCUCAAUUAGGGCUUCCCCACACAUGCACAUUGGCACUUUGGGUCAUAGACAUGCCUACAUGUGGAUCCCCAUAACCCUUGGGGCAGCCAGAGGUGGCCUGGGUGGCUGGUGCUUCUCGGCCAGAAACACCUUUGUCCAUUUUCCCCAGUGUGCCUACAACAUCACUCUCCAGGUGGGCCGUAACUUGAGAAAAGUUGGGAAGCAAUGCUUGAGUUAACUCAUCUAAAUUUUUAGUAAUCUGUUAGACCAUCUAUCUACCCUCUUCAUUUUUUUAAAGAGACAAUUAUUUUUAACUGUAAAUCUAGAAGUUUAAAACUACCUGAUGCUUCUGAUUUUUUUUUUAAUUUUAGAAAGAAACUGUUUAAUGCAUUCAUUUCAGAUGUUAUUUUAAAUGGAUAUAACCCUUUGGGAAUGCAGUAUAGUAUCACAUAGAAAGAGCCAUAAAAAUGACCAUACUUUGCCCCAUAAAUUUUACUCCUAGAUUUGUAACCUAAAGAAUAAUAUAAAAACAAAACAAACAAAAAUGGUAAAUGCAUGAGGAUGUUUGUCUGCAUUAUUUAUAAUAGCAAAAAAUUAGAAAUAAUCUACCUGUCAAAGAAGAAAGUGGGCUGAUAAAAAUAGUGAAGUAUUAUACUGCCAUUAAAAUAGUUAUUUGGAAGACUGUAGAAACUUGGAUGUGUCUGUGAUAUGGUAAGUAAAAUAAGCACAAUACAAAAUAGUCUGCACACUAUGAUUGUGUUUGUAAAAUCUUUAUGCAUGUAGACGGUAAUAUGCAAAACAAAUUCAUUGUAUUAGUGUACGGGAUAUGGAAUGAUUUUUAAUUUAUUUAAAUGUUUUUCUUUAAUAUUACUUUGUAUUUCCAAUAAAAAUAAAUAAAUCACUGUGUACGUGGAAAACUGCUUGAA
Molecule: messenger RNA, 4008 nt
Organism: Diceros bicornis minor
Lineage: Eukaryota; Metazoa; Chordata; Mammalia; Perissodactyla; Rhinocerotidae
Gene: KLHL23
Product: kelch like family member 23
Exons: 4
Coding region: 525-2201 (558 amino acids)
Molecular function (GO): protein binding
Source: RefSeq, a predicted model, not a curated record